Trichomonas vaginalis G3 is the source of this 2301-nucleotide messenger RNA. Its product is annotated as ribonuclease inhibitor domain-containing protein. NCBI's taxonomy places the organism in Eukaryota, Parabasalia, Trichomonadida, Trichomonadidae. The record is from RefSeq and is a predicted model, not a curated record. Bases 1 to 2301 code for a protein of 766 amino acids. The transcript has a single exon.
AUGAGAAAAUCUGAUUAUAUUACAGAAACCGAAACAGGAGAAAAAACAAUACCUUUUGAUCAGCAUUACUCAGUCACUCUCAAAAGUAGGCAAUUUAUUAAGAGAAUUUUCUUAACUUUAUACUUCCUUUGCGAAAGUGCAUUAAAUAAAGUCGAUACUAUUAUGCAUCCUCAAUUCAGAUCACAACAAAUCAAAUUACCACCAGUUAACUCACCAAUAUUUAAAGGAAUGCUUGAAAAACGCGCAAUUUUAUUUUCUCAUUAUUCUUUUCCAGAUGGAAAGAACCUCGAAGCUGCAGAAUACUUUGCCACAAAAUGGAAGGAUAAUCAAAACUUCAUCAUUUCCAAAGGAUUUCAUCCUGCAGGAUAUUAUCGACCUUUUGCAAACGCUUUAGGCUACGAAACAAAGCUCAAAUCAGUUUGUUUUGAUGAUGCGCACUUCAAGGAGUUCCCAGACUUCGUAAAUAUCCUUGCUCGAACUUCACUUUUUAUAAGUACGAUUGCUUUUGCAAAUUACAACAGUAACUUCAAUCUUGAGUUCAAUCUUAAAGAUCUCAAUGAUAUAAAUAUCCUUAAUUGGUCAAUUAUUAACUCAGACCUCAAAGUUCUUGAACAUUUCGUAGAUUCAUGUGUUUCACAAGAAUUUUCACCUCACAGACUUUGUUUUGGCCGUUCAACACUUAAUAAACAGAAUGCUGAUAAGUUCUUCCAAACAAUUUCCAAGAUAAAGAACCUUCACGCCGUGAAAAUGUUUGAAUUAAAUUUUGUUGUUCCUCAAUUCGACAUUUUACAAAAUUUCAUCAGAACAAUGACAUCUUUGGUCGAUAUAGAGAUAUCCCAUUCGAGUUACGAUGGUGGCCAGUUGUUGUAUACCAUCUGCGAAGUCGAAUCAAACAUAAUGAACAUCAAUUUGACGGAUUGCAAAUUUACUGACAUUCCGAAAUUCAAAUUGCCGAAAAACAUAUGUUCAUUCGACUUCUCGAACUCUCAUUUCCAUGGUUCAUCUCUUAGAGAUUUGAUACAAAACUGCGUUGACUCGAAAUCGGAUUCUAAAUUCGCGUUAAGAUUCAAAAACAUAAGAAUUUCUGAAUCUGACAUGUCACUUUUGCGAACAUUAAAAAUCACUGGAAAUGACAAUUUAUGUGAAUUUGAUUUCAGUGGUAAUUUCAUUCCUAAAGGCGCGUUCACUGAAUUGAUUGAUUUCUUAGAUUCCCAGAAAUCCAUGAGAUUUUUGAACCUCGAAGGAAUAACAAGUGAUGCAAUGUCAAGAGUUAUUCCAAAGAUUGCAAGAUACGUUAAGAACUCUGGUGUAGAAGCAUUGUUUAUCAAUGGACGUAUAGCUCCAAGAGAAUUCUCUUCAUUAAUGAUGACAUUACUUGAAAAGAAUUCUCUCAAACGCUUCCAUUGCACGAAUUCUGGUGCUGGAAACAUGACAAUUAAAUUAUUGACAGAAAUUGUCAAAGUUUAUCCAUUGGAAGAAAUCGCUUGUGAUGGCAUGAAACCAGACAAAACAACAGAAGAUUGUAUAUCAGAUUUAUGGUUUGCAAUUGCCAGAUCUAAAACAAUUAAGAGAUGCGAUACUCCUAAACAAGAUGUUCCUUCAAUUACAAAGAAGAAAAACGCAGAACCAUGGCAACCUUAUGUUAGUUAUCCUUACAGGAUUAAUCCAAGUGACCAAAACUUUGAGAUUCUCAAUAGAAUCAGAAUUGCUUGCGGAAUGAAUCUUAUAACAACACCACCGCUGAAAGAAGUACCUGAUUUCAAUGUCCAAGAAAUAAUAAACGAAGAAGAAGAAAAGAAAGAAGAGCUCAAAGAUGAAGAAACAACAAUGAAUUUCAUCGAAGGUGAUGAAUUAAAUCAGAGAAAUAACAACAAACCACAAAAACAGGAUGCAAUUAGUGAUGGAGACUUGGAACUUGAAAACCAGUAUUACUCUGAUUUCGAGGAAGAUGAGUUCUUACAAGCAAAUACAAGGAGAAGAAGAUCAACAGCAGUUUCUCAGAAAGUGAGCGCAUCUGAAAGUAAAAGUGACAUUUCUGUCAAACCAACUAAACAUGAUGAAAUGCCUGUAUUUUCUCCACCUGCUUCUAGUAGUAAGAAGACAGAUGCAUCACCUAAAAACUCUUCUAGCACUAUGUCAAGACCUCCUCUUUCAAAGAAAGAAGAAUCUUCAUCUUCAUCUUUAUCUGACUUUGAUUUUGCAGAAAUCCUUAGUAAAGUCGGAGCCAAACCUGGUUCUACAUCAGAUUCGUCAUCUGACAGCUCCGAUAAGGAUACUAGUACUUCUUCCCUUGAUUUGUAA